ACACUGCGUGUUGAUCUGUGCUAUUUGUCAACGGAAUUUACCGCUAGUAUUGGAAGAAUAAGGUACCGGCAGCGAUCGUGUGAAUGCGUGUACAGUUAGCGUAGCGUAUAUUUUUUCCUCGGAAGGUGUAUCCCCCCCGUCGGAUCAGUUACGUAAAAAUCUCGAUCCAAUUACAAAGCCCAGGAGGGAUAGCGAGGAUAAAUUCGUAUGAGUGGCCGAGUGGCUGUUCCGACGUGAUCUCGGCGCGUGCGUUUACACGAUCGCGGUAAUCAAACGGUAUUAUUACAUGGCGUCUCGUGUCGAUUGUAUCGCCGCGUCGUUCGACAUGUUUUCCGAAUAACAUUUCACGCUUGGUUACGUGCUGAUGUUGUAAGUGGCCGGGAGAAAGAAAACGAAAAAGAAAAAGAAAGAAACGACAGAUAGAGAACAAAAAAGAGACGGGAAGAAGCGAUCGAGAUAUAUAUACAUACGUAUACGUAUAUCUGCAGGUAUAUAGGUAGAUAAGCAAGGUAUUGAGAUAGACAAACUCGAUCUUCCGUGAUUGAACGGUGGGGAGCUUGUCGCGUUUACGUGGGCGAGGGUGGGUCUGCGAGAAAAGGGCGUGGAAAAGCGAUCACAACGACGAGUUAAAUAGGCAGGACGUAAACGUACGCUAACAUUAUGGGUAAGACGCCAAAGAAGGCGACCUCUGGGGGCGAUGAGAGGAAUUUGUACAAUUGGAGACUCAAGGCAACGACCGCGCCACCAAAUCCUUCUGAAACUAGCUUGCACAAGAGACAGCGCGAAUCCACGAUUUCGAACAGAUCUAAAUUGAGUACCUUACAGAAGAAAGUACCGCAUAAUCCAAGGAAGAACUUUAAAAAGAAAAUUGAGACGUCGACGAAAUUUGAGCUGACCCGUAUUGCAAAACUAACCACAGACAAUUCAGAUAGAGCGGCUGGAAGCUCGAAGAAAAAGAAAUUAAUUGUUCCAGAAAGGAGCGAGGAAUCAGACGCCGUGAAGAUGCAGCCAGAAUCAGAAGAGGCAGAUGCAAAGCUAAACCCAACCGUAGAAAUGACGUCCACCAAAACAGAUAGUUCUCAGGAUGCGGAAGAAUCUGAUAAGAAGUGUGAUCAUGCUACUGGCAAAUCUGUUUCAGUUUCAAAGACACAAGAGGAUUUAGAGACGCAAGAGGUAAAUAAUGAAACAGUAGUUGAAAAGGAGGAGUCUAAACGCCAAAAGAAAGUGAACAAUUCUGAUAAAAGUCAAGAGGUGGAGGAUUCCGAGGAGAGCAAUUUAAAUUUGCAGUUCGAAGUGGAAGACAAUGUUGAAAACACAAGUACGGAAACGACGAACGAUGCAGAUUUAAAGAAAGAGGACGAUGAGAAAUGCUCUUCUGAGGCAGAGGCAACGAAGAACGACACGCAAGAGAAGGAAGAUCUGCAGAGCGAGUCACAAACCGAGACGGAAAGUAAUUCGGUAGACAUUCUGGAAUUCACGACGUCGGAGAUGUCAGAAACGUCGGAGACCCCGUCGCAGAGCGAGGUUCAGAAGGAGAAGGAAGAAGAGAAGGAGAAACCCGAGGAAGGUGCGAAUAAGAACGCGUCGUUCGUUUCGUACGAUCCUUCGAUAAUGUUGAAGGACGUGCAGAUCAAGCUGAACGACUGUUUGAAAGAGAACUCGAAGUUACACGAUACGGGUAACGUUAGUCAUGGUACGUUGAACCAGCCGAUGAAGGACAUGUCCUUCGGAAAGACACUGAGAAGCAUUUCCGGGCGACGUUCUCUCAGCAGAAUGCGUCACGUUACUUUACGCGAGCAUAGGUACUCGCCGAGUGACUCAAUGUUCGUCAAUACGUCGAGCGCAUCACUGCCGCCAGACGAAACGAUAGACUAUAAGAUCCUUCGUUACAGCAGCAACUUGUCCGACACGCUUUCAACCACGAACGGUAGUCCAGUCGACAGAAAGCGAAAACAGGACGCCGAGGACUGGAAUUCUAUCAAGAAGCAGAAAAUAGAAGCCGAGAACAGCUUGUUACAUAGUCCCAUCAGUUUGUUGAAAGGGUUACGCAAGCCUAUACAAGUCUCCACGCCGGUCUCCGAGUUGAAGUUUCAGUCCGAUAAAUUGGAGCUGGACGAGAAUAGUAAAUCGGCGAGCGAAGGUAGCAAAAAAUGGUGUGUUAUCAUGUAAAAAUUAUCGUCGGAAUCUCCAGCGUCGAUCGAUGAGAAAGAAUUUUUAUAUAUUUUUGCACGCGAAGGAAGCACGGUUCGUGUUAUGCCAUGCGUUUGGAUAAACAUGCCUAGGUAUAUACAUGUUGUAUCGUAUCGUAUCGUAUCGUAUCGUUGAGUUAAACCGGAGAAUUAUAUUUCUUCGAUAAGGCGAAAUUUUUUUUUCAUUUGUUCGUAUAGGUUUCUACGUUUAUUAUUAUUAUUUUUUUUUUUUCAUUUCUUCCACGUUUUCUUUUUCUUCUAUUAUCGUCUUAAACAAUUGGCUAGUGCUUUGUUUCUCUGAGACAAAAUGUUUAUGGUAUUAUAGUUUUUCUAAAGCAUUUCUAUUCUUUACACGAGAUACGUAUUAUAUUAUAAAACAGUGUAAUUCCACACGACAGAGGCUCAUGAAAAGAUAUUGCAUUCUUAAUGAAUAAUCUUUUAAACUUCGACUAUAUAUAUUAUAUGUAUAUUAUUAAGUACGUCUUAUAUUUGUCACUAGCAGUUGAGUAUAUUUUAUACGAACAACAGAGUGUAAUUAUAUAAAGAAAUAUGUAAUGGUAGAAUCCGUCAUCCCAUCACUCGAGAAGCUACUUCGCAGACUAUAUUUUUCAAGUAUGCUACGUGUACUCCCCUCGUGCAUUGUAUCAGCCACAUCGAUCGAUUCUUGAUUAUGUAGAUACAUUCGAGUCGUUAGAGAACGUAUCUUCGUUCUGUUCGUUUUGUUCGCUUCAGUUUCAGUUUAAAUAUCGCAACAGAUUAUUUUACUCCAUUGACGUUACAAAAUAUAUUUUCUCAUAUUACUAGACGUAAGUCGAUUAUCAUCGUAGGAUACCUACUUAAGAAGAAUAAGUUUAUGUUUCGAUAAAGGAGACAGUCAAGUCAAUCGGAAGUCCAAGGAUAUUGUAUAAAGAAGUACAAUAUGUUGUUUGCCCUGUGCGUCCGCAAUGUCGAAGCAAUUCUAGAGCUUGCAUUACAUUUUAUCGCGAGAUUCACGGAAAUCUCAAGUUAGUAAGACUGCAAUGACAAUUUUACUUAUUUACAUGCGUAGGAUUAAAAAUGCGGUUUGUUGCGAAAUGGCUCGUAUUUUAUGGACAGUACCUGCGACGAAGUUGCUGUUCCCAUUUUUCUUGAGGCGUUGGGCUCCUAAAUUAACGACGAUUAAACUUUUCUUGAAACAAAUUCACCAAGCUACGUUUCACACAGGUGAAAUUGCACGACGAGUGCUACAAAUAAAUAUGUAUAUUCUGUAUUUAUUCCUGAACGUUCAAGAAAAUACCAAUAACGAUUGUUUCUCGAUUUGCACGAAAGAGGAAAAGAAAAAAAAAAAAAAAAAAGAACAAGAAUAAGUUUAACACGUUUGCCCGCGCGAAUUUUUAUUGGAAAACGCAGAGCAGUGUCGUGAUUAAUUAAAUCAAGAUCACUUUUCUUUCCGUCGCGAUGCAUUGUUUUCUUUUUUUCUUUGAAAAAAUACGAUGUCCUUUUUGCGACAGUAAAAACGCGAAACACUAUUUUACGACACUGAUUCACAGAUACUCAAAUUUGCCAAUGCAUGUCGAUAACGGAAGUAGCGGAGUAGUUCGAAACGAUUUCGAAGGAAACAUUGCGAAAUGCGAAACAUUUGCAAUUGAUGUUUGUUAGAUAUGGUUGUAAGUACCGGAGAGUCGGACAAAGUUAUUACAUGUGUCGCGUCGAGUAUGAAUCUGUCGAGCGUUGUUUCGACAGUUAGGUUCACGUUUUUAUUGCGGUGAAUAUCCACGUAAUUCCCGGAACAUAAAUGCACACGCGUACAGUAUUUUUUUCUCCAUGACGUUCUUUCUCACCAUGACGAUCGAACAACAGAAACAUUCAUCUUCCACGUAGAGAUUAACACGUGUUUCGCGUUUCCAAAAACUGCAACUGUUGAAAGUUCAUCAGAGCCGAAACGUGUGUGUAACACAGCUCUACGCACUUUUCUACUUGUUACAUCCAAACGAAGA
Frieseomelitta varia is the source of this 4165-nucleotide messenger RNA. Its product is annotated as DNA ligase 1-like. The record is from RefSeq and is a predicted model, not a curated record. The transcript is spliced from 3 exons. Bases 661 to 2169 code for a protein of 502 amino acids. NCBI's taxonomy places the organism in Eukaryota, Metazoa, Arthropoda, Insecta, Hymenoptera, Apidae.